GUCAAUUGUCACUCCUGAACAUUGAGUGUCCUUUUAUUCAACCCUUCUCUCCUUUCGCUCUUCUUUUAUUCCAUGACUCUUCUACCCUCUUCUUGAGAUGGUCUGCUGACCGGUUAAUGACUUUCUUCCCUUCUUUGUCUGCCUUUGACCACGUUUCCCCUGUCUAGAUUGGGGCCGGAAUUCCACCACCUCUGACCUGCCAUCAGCCUCAUCCGCAAUACCUGACAGACCUCCUGCCUUCCGUAAAGCUCCUCCCUCCGAGCUCCUCAACAUGGCGUACAAGCCGCGAAAGAAUGGGACUAUUCAAAAGGGCCAGUCUCCUGCGCCCACAACAGCAGUGACACUAAAGAAGGAGAGCUUCGCAUCAGAAGGAGUCACAGACAAUGAUGUCUUUCUCCUGCCCAUGUCCGACUACCAGAUCAUGGGGCUUCUGACGCUACUGGCUGCAGUCGUCCGUUUGUUCCGCAUCUAUCAGCCAACAAGCGUGGUAUUUGACGAGGUUCACUUCGGUGGUUUUGCGACCAAAUACAUCAAGGGCAAAUUCUUUAUGGACGUCCACCCUCCUCUCGCAAAACUUCUCAUCACGCUCGCUGGUUGGGCUGCCGGUUUCAAGGGCGACUUUGAUUUUAAGGACAUUGGAAAAGACUAUCUCGAACCCGGAGUUCCUUACGUCUCGAUGCGCAUGUUGCCAGCUAUCCUCGGCGUCCUGACCAUUCCUACUAUGUUUUUAACCCUGAAGGCCGCCGGUUGCAAGACGAUUACUGCUUCGUUAGGAGCCGCCCUGGUUAUCUUUGAAAACGGCCUGGUUACACAGUCUCGACUAAUUCUUCUCGACUCACCUCUCGUCAUCUGCACUGCUUUCACCGCUUUGGCUUGGACCUGCUUCAGCAACCAACAUGAACUCGGUCCUGAACGCGCAUUUGAUGCCAGUUGGUGGUUUUGGCUAGCGGCCACUGGUCUAGGGUUGGGUGCAACCGUCAGCGUCAAGUGGGUUGGUCUGUUCACCAUUGCUUGGGUUGGCAGCUUGACCCUCCUCCAGCUGUGGGUGCUCCUCGGCGACAAUGUGACUGUCACCCCAAGAAAAUGGUUCAAACACUUCUUCGCCCGGGUCUUCUGCCUGAUUGUCAUCCCAAUCGCUUUCUACGUCGGCAUGUUUGGCAUUCACUUCCUCUGUCUGGUCAACCCGGGCGAUGGCGAUGGGUUCAUGUCGUCCGAAUUCCAGGCAACCCUGAACAACAAGGGAAUGGCCGAUACCCCUGCAGAUGUGGCAUUUGGUAGCGAAGUCACCAUCCGACAUCACAACACUCAGGGUGGCUAUCUCCAUUCUCACCCUCACAUGUACCCUACUGGCAGCAAGCAACAGCAGAUCACGCUCUAUCCUCAUAAGGACGAGAACAACGUUUUCCUGCUUGAGAAUCAGACCCAGCCGAUCACCGCAGAAAACGUGACCAUUCCUGGGCCUCGGGCAUGGUCAAACUUGACCGAGGGUCCGCAAUGGAUCCAUGAUGGCGAUAUUAUCAGACUCUAUCACACCAUAACGCACCGUCGCAUUCACUCGCACGAUGUCCGACCUCCGAUCACAGAAGCCGAUUGGCAAAAUGAAGUGACUGCAUAUGGCUAUGAGGGCUUUGAGGGCGAUGCCAAUGAUCUCUUCCGGGUCGAGAUCGUCAAAUCCAUGUCCGAUGGGGAAGACGCAAAGCAGAGACUGAGAACCAUCCAAAGCAAGUUCAAACUCGUCCACAUCAUGACCGGCUGUGUUCUUUUCUCCCACAAGGUCAAGUUGCCAGAUUGGGGUUUCGAGCAACAGGAAGUUACCUGUGCUAAGGGCGGUACUCUUCCCAACAGUGUCUGGUAUAUCGAACAAAAUUAUCAUCCGCAGCUGAACGAAACCGCUGAGAAGGUCAACUAUAAGAACCCUGGUUUCCUAGGCAAAUUCUGGGAACUCCAGAAGGUUAUGUGGAAAACCAAUGCCGGUCUGGUCGAGUCGCACGCCUGGGAUUCAAGACCUGGCUCGUGGCCAAUCUUGAGACGUGGUAUCAACUUCUGGGGCAAAGACCAUCGACAGAUUUACCUUCUUGGAAACCCUGCCAUUUGGUGGCCUUCGACAUUGGCCAUCUUGGCCUAUGGCAUAUUCAAGGGCAUUGCCGUUCUCCGUUGGCAACGAAGCUGCAACGACUAUGCUAACGUCAACUUCAAACGAUUCGACUACGAGAUCGGUCAGACUGUUUUGGGUUGGGCAUUCCACUACUUCCCCUUCUUCCUUAUGGCGAGACAAUUAUUCCUACAUCACUACUUUCCUGCCUUGUACUUCGCCAUCAUGGCCAUGUGCCAGAUCUUCGAUUUUGCCGCCAACAGAAUCUCCUCCCUUGGACUGAAGCGACAUCCGGAGAUAGGCCGCGCCGUGGCUGUUCUUUUUGUGGCUUUUGCCAUUGGAGUUUUUGCUCUGUAUGCUCCCUUGGCGUACGGUAAUCAAUGGACACAAGAUCAAUGCAAAGCGGUCAAAUUGUUCGACACGUGGGAUUUCGACUGCAACACUUUCCAUACUGAUUACUCUAAAUACUCCGAGUCCGCUCCCAGUCUCGGCGGCGCCACUCCCACCGUGCCAUCAGCUCAAGUGCCUUCUGCACGGAAAGACGAUCCCUCCGCUGUAACUCCGCAAGUCGGUGAUCAAAAUGUCAUCGGCCAUGAGGAGCGCGUCGAGUACCGCGACCAAGACGGUAAUUUGCUCGACGAGGCACAAGUCCAGGCUCUCCUAGCGGAUGGCAAUGCUUCCUUCCAGACCAAGUACGAGACACGAACGAGAUUGGUUGACGAGAACGGCAACGAGGUCAACCCGUCGAGCGUCGCGCCAGAACACCCAGAUGUCGAGGGACAGAACCCGUCGACGAAGGGUGUACCAGAGGAGCAGGCCAAUCAAAAGCCUGCGCAAGCGAAGGCCGGAGGGUCUGCGAAGAAGGACGAGGACGAAGGCAAGGCAAAGCCUGCUAGCGAUGCGAGUGAGGCGACGGCCUGAGACGUUGAUUGUCUUUCGAGAAGAGGUGAUGAGUGACAGGAAGCGAGAUGAGCUAAGGUAACGUGAUCUUGAAUGUAAUACCAAAGGCAAAGAGAGAAUACAAAAGUAAUCUUCACCUGGAGUCAGCUUUCAGUGGCUUUCCGACUUGGUAGAGUUGCCUCCGUGACUCCGCCUUAUCCCAAUCAAUGAAGGACUCUGGCGCUGUACAUUUGUGCGCGACAUCACGGUCUGGAUUUCC
This is a messenger RNA of Exophiala xenobiotica, 3251 nucleotides long. RefSeq lists its product as uncharacterized. The record is from RefSeq and is a predicted model, not a curated record. Gene Ontology annotation, biological process: protein O-linked glycosylation via mannose. The coding region runs from base 272 to 3013 and encodes 913 amino acids. Gene Ontology annotation, cellular component: endoplasmic reticulum; membrane. The transcript has 3 exons. NCBI's taxonomy places the organism in Eukaryota, Fungi, Ascomycota, Eurotiomycetes, Chaetothyriales, Herpotrichiellaceae. Gene Ontology annotation, molecular function: dolichyl-phosphate-mannose-protein mannosyltransferase activity.